UCAAGAGGACAUGCAGUACACAGAACUUAUAAUGCUGAUGUGUAUCGAAGUGGUUAUGUUUGAUAAAUGUGUAGUUCCUGUACAAACGAAAGUCGUUCAUCAACCAAACCCGGUGAUCGCUGCUUCUGCUGGUGAAGAAGUGACUCUACAGUGUUUUCUGCUGGAAGAACAAAACACAGAUCCCAUCGUUUGGUACAAGCAAGCAGCAGGACUCGAGCCUUCUUUAGUGGCCGUAGUACAGAAAGUACAGGAUCCCAUUUACAACAAGGAAUUAAAUUACACAAGGUUCCGAAUCGAGAAAGAAAACAAAAGCUGUAAUUUGAGAAUAAUCAACGUGGAAGCGUCAGACGAGGCCGUGUAUUACUGCGGCAUGAUUACAUUUUACACAGUGUUUGCGAAAGGAACUUUUUUAUCAGUGAAAGUUGAUGGAGAUGUAAAAGUGUCAGUGUUCCAGAGCAGUGUAUCAGACUUGGUUCCUGCAGGAGCAUCAGUGACUCUGCAGUGUUCGGUUCUCUCUGAGAGCAGAGCAGCAGAACUCCAAGUGCUCUGGUUCAGAGCUGCUCCAUCACAAUCCCAUCCUCAAAUCAUUUACACUCAUCACAACAGCAGCCUUCAGUGUGAGAGCGAAUCUUCUACACACACCUGUGUGUACAACUUGUCCAAGAACAUCUUCAGCCUCAAUGAUACUGGUACUUACUACUGCGCUGUGGUCCUGUGUGGGAAGAUCAUUUUCGGGAACGGGACACGAGUACAGCUGGAGGAUUGUGCAUCCUCUAAUCCUGUAGUGAUGAGUCUGGGAACAGUGUUAGUAAUGUGCGGGAUUCUGAUCUCUGUUCAAGCUGCUUUACUGUGUAAAAGGAAAAACUCUCAGCAACACAGAGCGAGAAUUCAGCAUGGUGCUGUGAUCAACACUGAGAAGAUGAACACUCAGGGCCGUGAUGCACCGGAUCUGAAUUAUGCUGCAUUAAAUUUUAAUGACAGAAAACUAAAAGAGUUAAAGAAAAUGAAGGUCGAUCGAAGAACAGCGUGUACUCUGAAGUGAAUAUUUCCAGCACU
Molecule: messenger RNA, 1056 nt
Organism: Silurus meridionalis
Lineage: Eukaryota; Metazoa; Chordata; Actinopteri; Siluriformes; Siluridae
Exons: 6
Coding region: 11-1042 (343 amino acids)
Biological process (GO): response to bacterium
Source: RefSeq, a predicted model, not a curated record